ACGAACCAAUAAUCGAAACGAACCGACCUUAAAAUCAGAAGAAUCAUGUGGUGGUUCGGUGGAAAUCCGAGUCCUUCUGACUAUCCAAAUGCUGCUAUUCCUAAUUUUAAUAUGCACGCUUUUGUGAUAUUCUCGGUAUUUCUGAUACCCCUCAUUGCCUACAUCCUUAUACUUCCUGGAGUACGGCGGAAGCGGGUUGUCACCACUGUCACAUAUGUCCUUAUGCUAGCCGUAGGUGGUGCUUUAAUAGCGUCUCUGAUUUAUCCGUGUUGGGCGUCGGGUUCUCAAAUGAUCUACACACAAUUUCGUGGCCACUCGAAUGAGAGGAUAUUGGCCAAAAUUGGUGUCGAGAUCGGGUUGCAAAAAGUGAACGUUACACUCAAAUUCGAACGAUUACUUUCUUCCAAUGAUGUGCUUCCGGGUAGCGAUAUGACGGAAUUAUAUUAUAACGAAGGAUUCGAUAUUUCCGGAAUUUCAUCAAUGGCAGAAGCACUUCACCACGGGCUCGAGAACGGUCUACCGUAUCCAAUGCUCAGUGUUCUUGAGUAUUUCUCAUUAAAUCAAGAUUCAUUCGACUGGGGACGGCACUAUCGAGUUGCUGGUCACUACACACAUGCAGCUAUCUGGUUUGCAUUUGCUUGUUGGUGUCUUUCAGUGGUUCUAAUGCUGUUUUUACCACAUAAUGCCUAUAAGUCCAUCCUCGCCACCGGAAUCUCUUGUCUUAUCGCGUGUCUUGUCUAUUUACUCCUCUCACCUUGCGAACUUCGGAUAGCAUUCACUGGUGAAAACUUCGAAAGAGUCGAUUUAACGGCUACCUUUUCCUUCUGUUUCUAUCUUAUUUUUGCAAUUGGUAUUCUCUGUGUACUCUGUGGUCUUGGUCUGGGUAUCUGUGAGCAUUGGCGAAUCUACACUCUGUCCACAUUUUUGGAUGCCAGCCUUGAUGAGCAUGUCGGUCCAAAAUGGAAGAAGCUUCCGACUGGAGGACCUGCAUUGCAAGGAGUACAGAUUGGAGCAUAUGGAACAAAUACGACAAACAGCAGUCGCGACAAAAACGAUAUAUCAAGUGAUAAGACUGCUGGAUCAAGUGGAUUCCAAUCACGAACAAGCACAUGUCAAUCGAGUGCAAGCUCAGCUUCAUUGAGGAGCCAAUCAUCAAUUGAAACAGUGCACGACGAAGCAGAACUCGAGCGGACGCAUGUCCACUUUUUACAGGAACCAUGUUCAUCUUCAUCAACAUGAUCCCUCUUUGAGUUUCAUUCGAACUUCUUUAUCUCUUUUCUAGGUGUAUUAUUUUCCAAUCAUUUUCUUUCUCUUCCAUUUUUUUCAUUCUAUCAUUCUUCAUCCGUGACAUUCAACUUUCAUCGAUAUCGAUUUUCUGCCUGACCCCGGUCAUACGGGGAGAUAGAUCCAGUGUGUGUAUCGUGUGUAUAUGUACGUGUAUACAUACGUUCCCCUCCAUUCAUUUAAUUUUAAUCCCGGUGACAUUUUUCCAGCUUUUCCCAUAACAUUUUGUGUGUAAAUACCAUCCAAUCAUAUUUCAUUUCAAUUCAGAGUUUUACUAAUUUCUACUGGUACUCUUCCUUUUUUCAAUCACUUUUCCCUCACUUUCUCUGCCCCCUUGUCCCAAUCCCUGUCAUGUUUCUUCCUGUGUUUCUUCACGUUGUGAGUCGCCUUCGAAACGGGUCAUCCAGGGAUUCAUUGUCUCCCAAAGUCGCCAUGUCCAUUUGAAGAGCAUUUUUCUGUCUGUCGAGCUGUAUUAUGAUUGAUGCAUUGGUUUUUUAGUUACGGGUUUUUAGAGACCUAGUUAUGAGUUAUUUCUUUCUAUUUUCACUUUGUGAUUUGAAAAAA
Molecule: messenger RNA, 1848 nt
Organism: Caenorhabditis elegans
Lineage: Eukaryota; Metazoa; Nematoda; Chromadorea; Rhabditida; Rhabditidae
Gene: doxa-1
Product: Dual oxidase maturation factor 1
Exons: 8
Coding region: 46-1239 (397 amino acids)
Biological process (GO): protein transport
Cellular component (GO): apical plasma membrane; endoplasmic reticulum membrane; membrane
Source: RefSeq, marked reviewed